This is a messenger RNA of Prosopis cineraria, 1089 nucleotides long. RefSeq names its product rac-like GTP-binding protein ARAC7. NCBI's taxonomy places the organism in Eukaryota, Viridiplantae, Streptophyta, Magnoliopsida, Fabales, Fabaceae. Gene Ontology annotation, cellular component: plasma membrane; cytoplasmic vesicle; cell cortex. The transcript has 8 exons. The record is from RefSeq and is a predicted model, not a curated record. Gene Ontology annotation, biological process: small GTPase-mediated signal transduction; actin filament organization; cortical cytoskeleton organization. Gene Ontology annotation, molecular function: GTPase activity; protein kinase binding; GTP binding. Bases 254 to 883 code for a protein of 209 amino acids.
ACUCUCUCUCUCUCUCUCUCUCUCUCACAUAUUUUUAAGUUUAUUUCUUGAAACUAGGAAGAAGAGAGAUGCCCCUCAUUAUUAUAAAAUCCGACCCCAGACCAGAUUCUGCUCAAUCUAGUCACUGUUGUCUUUCUUCUUUUUAUUCACUUUUGGGUUUUUAAGUCUCACCUUUUGGAGGGUCUUUAUGUUGAACUAAUAACAAGUGUUGUAUAAGUGAUUCUUGCUUCAAGCACUGAAAAAGCUUCAGUAGAUGAGUGCCUCAAAGUUCAUUAAAUGUGUGACUGUUGGAGAUGGUGCUGUUGGGAAGACCUGCAUGCUCAUCUGCUAUACCAGCAACAAGUUUCCCACUGAUUAUGUACCUACAGUAUUUGAUAAUUUUAGUGCCAAUGUAGCUGUGGAUGGGAGCAUUGUGAAUUUAGGACUCUGGGACACAGCAGGCCAGGAAGAUUACAGCAGAUUGAGGCCGCUUAGUUACAGAGGUGCAGAUAUAUUUGUCUUAGCAUUCUCCUUGAUCAGCCGAGCUAGCUAUGAAAAUGUUCUUAAGAAGUGGAUGCCAGAACUGCGUAGAUUUGCACCAAAUGUUCCUGUCAUUCUUGUUGGCGCAAAGCUAGAUCUCCGAGAAGAUCGAGUAUAUUUAACUGAUCAUCUGGGGUCUAAUGUGAUAACAUCAGCUGAGGGAGAAGAAUUAAGGAAACAAAUAGGUGCUGCAGCAUAUAUUGAAUGCAGUUCUAAGACUCAACAGAAUGUCAAAGCAGUGUUUGAUACUGCAAUUAAGGUUGUUAUGCAACCUCCUAGGAGGAAGGAAAUGGCAAGGAAGAAAAGGCACAGAAGGUCUGGUUGCUCAUUUUUAAGCAUUGUGUGUGGAGGCUGUGCUGCUUGAUAUGGAUGAUGUUCAAAUGCUUCAAGGUUCAAAGUGUGGAGUUCUGACAUCUGAUUUCAGUUGUUUUUUCUAUGCUCGUAUUGUAAUUGAUGUAAGUCAGUUUAUCACUUGAGAGAUCCAUUAGAGAAUAGAUUGGAGGGAACUUUUCAUUCUCUCUCAGGGGUUGUUAUUUCAUGUUAUCAAGUAUUAUAUAUUUUAAAUUGUAA